This is a messenger RNA of Engraulis encrasicolus (European anchovy), 1162 nucleotides long. RefSeq names its product ALX homeobox 1 (gene alx1). Lineage: Eukaryota; Metazoa; Chordata; Actinopteri; Clupeiformes; Engraulidae. The record is from RefSeq and is a predicted model, not a curated record. Gene Ontology annotation, biological process: negative regulation of DNA-templated transcription; embryonic skeletal system morphogenesis; positive regulation of transcription by RNA polymerase II. The transcript is spliced from 5 exons. Bases 1 to 1128 code for a protein of 375 amino acids. Gene Ontology annotation, molecular function: DNA-binding transcription activator activity, RNA polymerase II-specific; RNA polymerase II transcription regulatory region sequence-specific DNA binding.
AUGGAAUACAUGAGCGAGAAGUUCCCCAUGAAGGGUCCCGGUACCGCGCUUGUCAAGGCCGUAGACUACUACAUGGGCUCCUCGAGCCCCCUCGAGCAGGUCAUGGACGGCCUGGACGCCGUAUCGGUGCAGUACUACAAGAGCUCGAGCUCCUCUCCCAAGUGUAGCGUGCAGGCCUUCUCCUUACAGAACGCCGAACACCACACGCGCAUUGAACGCUCCUCGCCAUGCGACAACCAAAACACAAGUUACUGCACCCCUAAAAGCGAGGAGGACAGCCUGCACGCGGAGCUCUCGAGUGGCCCCAUCGACAGCUGCUGCAGCCUGCGCGCGUCGCCGGUAACGGGUGGACAUGGCAAGCACGAGGACCUUUACCUGGGCGACAAGUGCGGCGACAGUAACGUGUCCAGCAGCAAGAAGAGGCGACACCGAACGACCUUCACGAGCGCCCAGUUGGAGGAGCUCGAGAAGGUGUUCCAGAAGACGCACUAUCCGGAUGUUUACGUCAGGGAGCAGCUGGCCAUGCGCACAGAACUCACCGAGGCCCGCGUGCAGGUGUGGUUUCAGAAUAGAAGAGCCAAGUGGCGUAAACGGGAGCGCUACGGACAAAUCCAGCAGGCGAAAAGCCACUUCGCGGCCACAUACGACUUAUCAGUGCUGCCGAGGACCGAUACCUACUCACAGAUCCCCAAUAACCUGUGGGCAUCCCCUGCUGGCGUCUCCGGGGGCUCCGUGGUGUCGUCGUGCAUGCUGCCGCGUGGCUCUCCUCCCUGCGUGGGUGUGGGCGUCGGCUCCCCAUACCCCCACUCCUCCCCCUCCGCACGUGGUCCGGCACCCGACGCCUACGUGACGGGCUUCCCACCGCACCAGCAAGGUGGAAGCCACGGCCCUUUAGGCCACGCCCAGUUAAGCUCCGCCCAGUUCCCCGUCAAUCAUCACGUCUCCAUCAACAACUUCUUCGCCGACUCCCUGCUGGCACCUCCUCCUCCCUCGCUGGCCACGCCCACAUCCCACGCCAGCGCCGCCGUGUUCGAGACAAAGCCGGAGUUUGAGAGGAGAUCAUCCAGCAUCGCGGUCCUCCGCAUGAAGGCUAAGGAGCACGCGGCUAACAUCUCCUGGGCCAUGUGAGAACCAAGUAGACUCAACAUCUCCUGGGCCAUGU